Messenger RNA from Nicotiana attenuata, 581 nucleotides. RefSeq names its product 60S ribosomal protein L23a-like. Gene Ontology annotation, biological process: translation; ribosomal large subunit assembly. Gene Ontology annotation, cellular component: ribosome; cytosolic large ribosomal subunit. NCBI's taxonomy places the organism in Eukaryota, Viridiplantae, Streptophyta, Magnoliopsida, Solanales, Solanaceae. Gene Ontology annotation, molecular function: structural constituent of ribosome. The transcript has a single exon. Bases 67 to 441 code for a protein of 124 amino acids. The record is from RefSeq and is a predicted model, not a curated record.
GCAGAGCAACUUCUCUCAAGUAUGCUGGUUGAUUUCUCGUAGGGUUUCAGGACUGUACCUAACCAAAUGGCUCCAGCUAAAGCUGAUCCGUCCAAAAAAUCUGACCCCAAGGCACAGGCAGCUAAGGUUGCCAAGGCCGUCAAGUCAGGAUCAACCUUCAAGAAGAAGUCACAAAAGUUAAGGACAAAAGUUACAUUCCACCGACCCAAGACUUUGAAGAAAGAUAGAAACCCCAAGUACCCUCGUAUUAGUGCACCUGGAAGGAACAAACCUGAUCAGUAUGGGAUUCUAAAGUAUCCCCUCACCACCGAGUCUGCGAUGAAGAAGAUCGAGGACAACAACACCCUUGUUUUCAUCGUGGACAUCAAGGCUGAUAAAAAGAAGAUUAAGGAUGCCGUGAAGAAGAUGUAUGACAUCCAGACAAAGAAGGUCAAUACCUGACUACAAUGCAUUGGACGUUGCCAACAAAAUUGGAAUCAUCUAAACUAGUUACCUGUUUAGAAUUUUACGAGAAUUUAAAAUCUUGGAUUUGAGUUUUUAGAUACACUUGAAUGGAAGUGCCUUCUAUUUUUCAUUUUGAA